Molecule: messenger RNA, 880 nt
Organism: Cannabis sativa
Lineage: Eukaryota; Viridiplantae; Streptophyta; Magnoliopsida; Rosales; Cannabaceae
Product: putative invertase inhibitor
Exons: 1
Coding region: 33-605 (190 amino acids)
Biological process (GO): negative regulation of catalytic activity
Molecular function (GO): enzyme inhibitor activity
Source: RefSeq, a predicted model, not a curated record
AAAAAAAAAGGGAAAUAUUGAUCAUCACAAUAAUGGGAUUAUUUCCCUUCUUUUCAUUUUCUCUUUUCACAAUAUGCAUUAUUUUUUCAUCUCUUCAAAAUUCAAUUCUUGGUUGUUCUGACUUAAUCAAACAAUCAUGCAAGAAUGCUACAAAUGAUGAUCCAAAUUCCACCUAUGAUUUUUGCAUCAAAAUCUUAGGGGAAAAUCCUAAAUCCAACAAGGCUAAAACCAUUGAAGAGCUAGCCUUAGCCACUAUUGACCUAACAAUAUGUAAUGCUACCAAAGUUGUUUCCACUAUUUCCAAGGUUAUGAGGUCAAAAGUAUUGAAAACUUCUUAUGGCAACGCCUGUCUUAAAAACUGCUUGAGUAUCUACUCUGACGCUAUUUCAGCUUUACGAGAGGCGAAACGCGCUAUUCGAAUCAAAGACUUCAAGAAAGCUAGUGUCGAAAUUAGCUCUGCAGUGGAUGCUCCUUCCACUUGUGAAGAUGGCUUCAAUGAGGCACAAGGUGAAGUUUGCCCUAUAAGUAAAGAGAAUAAUUUAUUCUUUCAACACACUGUGGUUUCUCUUGCUUUUAACAAUAUGGAUGGUCAUAUUGGUUUAUAAUUAUAAUAAUAAGCUUUGAAUUUUAAUUUCAUUUUGAUUUUCCAUAAUACUUUAAAUUGUAUUUGUAUAUCUAUUUUAAUAUUGCUUAAAUAUAUUGUCCCUAUAUAUGUGUAUAGUACCUUGAUCAUGUAUCAUGAGUAUUGAGUAGAAACCAAUUAGAGAAAUAUGAGAACUUAUAACAAAAUUAAUGUAAAUCAAAUAAUCAGUGAGAAUAUGUAUAUGCUUCAUAGCAUAAAAAAUGAGAGUAUAUAUAGUUUUAUUUUUUUGUUCAUCUA